AUGAUGUCAAAAUACAAUAAUUCAUUUAGCUUCCUAUUGAACACGGAAAAUAUCGAGCCCUUAUUAGAAUCUGUUAAUAAACUCUCUAAGAUAGUUGAAGAAAAUGCAGAGAUAUUGAACAGAUUAACUUACACGAUAGACAAUGAUUUACAAUUUCCUGAAUUAACAAUAGACAUCGAAGAUGAUUCAGUGACUGAAAACAAAACAGAUCCGUUAAGGCAACUAUUAAACCAGAAGUAUAAAUUGGAGGAAAUGUCUAUCGAGAGCGAACUUAUAGAUAAAGUAGAGAAUCCUCGAAUUAAGGAAUUAUUGUUAGAUAAUGAGAAAUUGAAAAGAUUACAAGUUUCGAAAAGGAAGAUUAAUACUGAAUUGUACGGCAUUGUUCAAGAUUAUGAAUUGUUUAUAUUGAAUACUAUGUUGCCGUCUUUAAGGAAAGAUAUUGAAAUAUAUAGACAGGAAAUUACGAGAGAUGUUAAAGCAAACCAGAUCCCUUUGAAAUUUGCGGCCUCUGAAAAAUUGUGGUCAAGAUAUGUCACAUACAUAGGCUACCUCGAAAAAUUAAGCAAGCUAUGUGAACGUCUAAUGCAAAUGUUAGAUGACACUCAAAGCAACAAAGAGGUUUUAAUUAUAGAGCAAAAAUUAAUUAGCAUCAAUGAAUUAAGACUAAAUCUACAAAACCAGUUAGCCAGGUAA
Messenger RNA from Debaryomyces hansenii CBS767, 693 nucleotides. RefSeq lists its product as uncharacterized. NCBI's taxonomy places the organism in Eukaryota, Fungi, Ascomycota, Pichiomycetes, Serinales, Debaryomycetaceae. The record is from RefSeq and is a predicted model, not a curated record. Bases 1 to 693 code for a protein of 230 amino acids. The transcript has a single exon.